AGUUUUAAAUCUCCCGGUUGUCUCUGCAAGGUUUUGGCGCUAUUUUGCAGCAAUUGACAGUUCUCGAGUUUGAAGUCACCGAUGCUGCUUCCACCACCACUUUGCCGGUAGAUUCUGUUUGUGUCCGGGCUGUUGUGCGCGGCGAAUUGUGUCGUGUAUGAUUUUGAGUGUCAGUCCACAGAAUCCAUAGGUUCCAAUAGGAAACCGCAGGCACGGGUCACAACACCGGGAGCUCUUCUAACAACCAAGUCCUUUCGGGUGAUUCAACAUGAGCGACGAUUGGGACAACUUCGAGGACAACUCUACUCCUUCUGGGGUUGCAACUGAUGGUGGCACAACAUUCACUGCUGGCAGGGGUUUCAGGGCUGUGACUGGGGAUAAAUCUCCAUCAUGGCCAGUGAGAAGCAGCAAUCAGAGUGCUGAAGAUGACAGUGAAUGGUGUAAUGUAGAUCUUCAGACCAUUCAGAAGAACAUAAGAGGUGGACGAUCAGGCAGCUACAGACCACAAUAUCCAUCAGGUGGAGGCUGGGGAAAUCCUCACAAUGAAAGUGAGGACGAAGGAAACGAUAGUUGGGGAAGCGGAGGCAGCGGCGGAGGUAGAGGCGUUAGAGGUGGAAGAGGUGGUAGGGGAGGAGGUAGAGGUCGAGGUUUUAAUCACGGUGGCAGCCGCGAUAAAUUCCGUAGCGAUGAUGAUGGGUGGAGUGGAAGAAACGAAGAAGGUGUAAGGUGGAGACUUAGAGGCGGAGCACUAGAUCGUGGCAGAGGAGGUCGCGCUAAUAGUGGCGACAAUUGGGGAAGCGGGAACGCCGAAAAUUCAUGGGGCGUCUGUGGCGGCGACAACUCUUGGGGCUGCGGUGGCGGCCAGGGCAACGAAAACGCUUGGGAAGAAGGCGGUGGAAGUGGACGAGGUCGAGGCAUGGGUCGUGGUAUGGGUCGAGGUGCUGGAAGAGGUCGUGGUGGCCAUAACAGCAAUGAAAAUGGCGAAGAAAAGAAACGUGAAGUGUAUGUGCCAGUAGAACAGAUCGAAGGCGACGAUCUUUUCACAUCCACCAUCUCUUUGGGUGUAAACUUUAUGAAAUUAACCGACACUGAGGUUAACGUUUCCGGGGAGAAUGUGCCCGAAAAAAUUGAAUCGUUCGAAAGUUCUGGGCUUAGACCCCUUUUGCAAGAGAAUGUCGCAAAAUCCGGCUACAAAAAACCCACUCCAAUCCAAAAACACGCGAUACCUAUUAUUAGCAGUGGCAGGGACCUGAUGGGCUGCGCCCAAACGGGAUCCGGAAAGACCGCCGCUUUUCUCCUUCCCAUUAUUAACAAAAUGAUGGAAGAAUCAUCAUCGCCUAUUACUGACGGGACUACAGCAGAACCAAAUGUGAUAAUAAUCUCUCCAACAAGGGAACUGGCUAUCCAAAUAUACGAUCAAGCCAGAAAAUUUUCUCUGAACACCAUUGUUAAAGUUGAAUUAUGUUACGGCGGCACGUCGGUGAACCAUCAAAAAAAUCGUGUGACCAAUGGUUGCCACAUAUUAGUUGCAACUCCUGGUCGUAUAAAUGACUUUGUUAGCCGAAAGCAUGUAUCUUUUGCCUCGUGUAAAUAUUUCGUUCUGGAUGAGGCCGAUCGUAUGCUGGACAUGGGAUUUUUACCAACUGUCGAAGAGAUGCUAAGCCACGAGACCAUGACGACUACUGGCACAAGACAGACAUUGAUGUUCUCCGCUACUUUUCCAGAAGAGAUUCAGGUUUUGGCUGGGAAAUUUUUGCACAAUUAUAUAUUUGUAGCAGUAGGAAUAGUGGGCAGUGCGUCAACUGAUGUCGAACAAUUUUUCUAUCAGGUGUCAAAAUUCGAUAAGAGGUCCAAAUUGAUUGAUAUGCUUAAAGAGUCGGGUGGCAAAGAAAAAACAGUUGUUUUCGUUGAAACAAAACGUAACGCUGACUUCCUAGCGACAAUGCUCAGCGAAAAUGAUAUUCAAACGACCUGUAUGCACGGCAGCAGAUUCCAAAGAGAACGCGAACAGGCGUUGAGGGAUUUCAAGGAAGGCAUUAGAAACAUUUUGGUGGCGACCGGUGUGGCCGCGAGAGGUCUGGAUAUUGAAGGUGUCCAACACGUAAUUAAUUACGACUUACCCAAAAGCAUCGACGAAUACGUACACCGCAUUGGCAGAACUGGUCGGGUCGGAAAUCGCGGUAAAGCAACUAGUUUCUACGAUCCCGAUGUAGAUUCCAAUCUCGCCGGACCUCUGUCGAAGAUUUUAGAACAAGGCGGAAUUACUGUCCCCGACUUUUUAAGCGGAGGAGGCUACAGCGGCGGUUCAUCUGAUGCGUUCGGUGGCCGAGACGUGAGAGGAAACGACUAUGGUCGUAAUACUGAUUCUCAUGUACCAAGUCUAGACGAAUGGUAAAGCUUGGUUACUAUAAGAUUAUUUUUUUAGUUACACUUCUAAGUUCAAUUUUUAUGAGUUCAAUAUUAGUAAAUGUCUUAUUAAGAGACGUACGUACUCAUUUAGAAGAUACAAUACAAACUGGUUAUUUUUGCUAAAUUUAUAUAAAUAUAUAUUUUUCCAUCUUGAUAAAUGAGUACGAUUUGUUUUGUUAUAAAAACAAAAUUAUUAAGUUUGAUGUUCUCAGUUUUUUUAUCAGAAAUUAUAAAAGUUUAUGUUGUUUUCAUUUCGCCAUAUAACAAAUCUGUGAUACUUAUUUGUUAGUUAAAGGCGAGUUAUAUGGUAUGUUAAAUGUGUACUGAUGUUAUAUGUGAGAUAUACAUUCCUAUAAAAAAAAUAAAACAUUUUAUAUAA
This is a messenger RNA of Aethina tumida (small hive beetle), 2788 nucleotides long. RefSeq names its product ATP-dependent RNA helicase vasa. Gene Ontology annotation, biological process: cell differentiation; gamete generation. NCBI's taxonomy places the organism in Eukaryota, Metazoa, Arthropoda, Insecta, Coleoptera, Nitidulidae. Gene Ontology annotation, molecular function: RNA helicase activity; ATP binding; RNA binding. The transcript has 9 exons. Bases 269 to 2395 code for a protein of 708 amino acids. The record is from RefSeq and is a predicted model, not a curated record. Gene Ontology annotation, cellular component: P granule; nucleus.